GGGAUUCUCCAUUGGCAUUUGAUAGCAGUUAGCGAAUGGGUUGAACAACUAAACACGGCAGACAAAGUGAAUCUGUGGCGGUCCUUAAGUGAAUUCGUUGUGUGAAAAGCGUAGAACGUAGGCAAAGUGUAUAAUUUCGGUUAUUUUUUUAAGCAACAAAAUGGCGAAAGACAUUAAAGGGGAUAUGGUGGUUAUAGACGAGGCGCUCGAAAGAACUGGUUUUGGCAAAUUUAACAUACUUUUGAUAUUAUAUUCCGGUUUCGUGCUCAACACUGUGGUUCUCGAAGCGGUGGGCAUUAGCUUUGCACUGCCCGUCUUAGGAUGUGAUCUGAAUUUAACUCACCAGGAGCAAGGCAUACUAGGCGCUGUUUCUUUUGCCGGCGUCAUUGCGAGUUCACACUUUUGGGGAUUUCUAGCUGAUACACAAGGUCGUAAGCGGACAAUGCAACCGGCAUUAAUUUUGGGAUUUAUCGUUACUGUCUGCUCAAGUUUAUCGCCAAAUUUCUUGACCUUCGCUUUGCUUCGAUUCUUUAAUGGAAUACUCCUCUCCGCUUGUUCCGCGACGAUUUUCGCUUACGUCGGAGAGUUCCAUUGUCAAAGAGAUCGCAGUCGUGCCAUACUAGGCGGUGGUUUGAUAAAUGCGGCCAUUUCAGUAUUUUUCCCCGUCAUCGCUUGGAUAUUCAUCAAUCAAGAAUUUGAAGUCUACGUGCCAUACAUUAACAUAGUUUUCAAGCCAUGGCGUUCGUACUUCCUGGCAUGCGGUGUGCCCGGAUUUGUUUGUGGUGUGAUAAUGUUUUUCUUGCCGGAGAGUCCAAAGUAUCUACUAUCUGCUGGAAAGCCAGAAGAAGCUAUAGAAGUAUUAAGACUCAUGCAUAGAAUAAAUAUCGGGAGCAAGGAUCCUGACAGCAUAUACACGGUUACUACCUUACUACCGGACGCCGACACACCAAUGCUCAAAGUGAAAAGUUUAGAAAAGAAGAAUCUCUUCAUAUCCAUUAUGCAGUCUAUGUGGCAGCAAACAGCGCCACUUUUCAUGCGCGAACAUCUACGGAAGACCUUUCUGUCUAGUCUGAUAUUGUUUAUAAUAUUUUUUAGCGCUCAUGGCGUAUACAUGUGGUUCCCGUAUAUUCUAAAUAACACAAUGCAAUAUACCGAGAAGUUUGCCGAACCGAAGCGUAUUUGUGAUAUUAUCAAAUUCGUACAAUCGGGAAAUCUUACAAGUGUGGAUGAAGAUAUUCCAACAGAAACGUGCAGAACAACUUUGGAAAUAUCAACCUAUAUGCAUACCAUAUUCCUCGAAGUUAUAUAUGUGUCAAUGCUGUUAAUCAUUAUGUUCUUCAUUAGUAGAUUUGGACGUAAACCAAUGCUUUUCAUAUGCCUUUUCAUUUGUGGAGCUUGUGGCAUAUUGGCCUUUACCAUACAAAUUCCCCUGCUAGCCGUUUAUUUCUUGGUCAUUCAGCUUUGCUGCGGCUGUUCCAUAUCCGUGCUCAAUGCCAUUGUUGUCGAAAUAUUCCCAACACAUUUAAGGGGAAUGGCUGUUUGCAUAUCUCUUAUGAUCGGACGUAUUGGAAGCGUCGUCGGAUCCAACAUUUUGGGCUUACUCAUUGAAACACAUUGCGAGAUGGCGCUUUACAGUCCAGCUGUAGCACUAAUUAUUGCGGGCGCUUUGGGAUUCCUCUUGCCGAGUGCAAAACAACUAGUUGCCAAACCAAAAGACCUGGAGAAUACUUCAUAGCUUACCUAUCAAUUCAGUCGUGUUUUUACGACAGAUACAAAUUUUAUUUGGUAUACAAAAUUUAAUUAAUUAAUUUAAUUAACAGUAAAUAUUAUUUUGUUAAACAUUUACUGUGUAAAUAGUUAAUAUGUAUUUAAGUAAGGAUAAAUAAUAAAUGUUUUAUAUUUUUCCUAGUUAAAGUA
Messenger RNA from Zeugodacus cucurbitae (melon fly), 1917 nucleotides. RefSeq names its product synaptic vesicle glycoprotein 2B-like. Gene Ontology annotation, biological process: transmembrane transport. The record is from RefSeq and is a predicted model, not a curated record. The coding region runs from base 161 to 1735 and encodes 524 amino acids. NCBI's taxonomy places the organism in Eukaryota, Metazoa, Arthropoda, Insecta, Diptera, Tephritidae. The transcript is spliced from 7 exons. Gene Ontology annotation, molecular function: transmembrane transporter activity.